Messenger RNA from Tachysurus fulvidraco (yellow catfish), 1546 nucleotides. RefSeq lists its product as uncharacterized. Lineage: Eukaryota; Metazoa; Chordata; Actinopteri; Siluriformes; Bagridae. The transcript is spliced from 5 exons. Bases 36 to 533 code for a protein of 165 amino acids. The record is from RefSeq and is a predicted model, not a curated record.
CAGGAUAGCUGUGGAUUGAUAUCACAGCAACCAAAAUGCAUAUCACCAGGUAUCUCCUGCUGGCCAUGCUGACAUUAGGAUCAUUAACUGUGUGGUCCUCGGGCCCUCUUCAUGCACAGUGCAAAGUGGAAUGGUACUUUGGACUCUCCUGCAGUCAUGUGUAUGAAGCCUUAGUCACACAGAUUAAAAAGUGGAGGACAAUGGAUGGUUGUAUUAUGGGUGGAGAAAAAUGCCUAUACAAGCUUCAGUCAGCCAACGUCCACUUCAUUGCAGCAAAGCACAUGGCACCAUGGAAGAAAUUUGUGGAAGAUCUAAACUUCAGACUGGUUCCUUAUCAUUUCUUCACGAAUUGCCAUGUAUCAGCUAUGUCAGUCUCAGAAACCUGGUACGCUGUAACAGACCAUGGCACUAAUUACUGCAACCUCUACAACUUAAUAGAAGGGAGUGGACUAACUGGGGCUCCAGGCUAUAAAGAAAUCACCAGUGAAUUCUUGUGCACACAGCGAUCCUCUGCCAACUGCACUGUUUACUGAUCCUGGCUUCCUUUUAAGCUCAAUAUUAGCUUCAGGUGACAGUCCAACACCAUUAGCAAUAGACAUAUACAUAAAAGAUUUAAACAUACUGUGAAAUAUAAUAAUGCUAUAUGUUUUUUAAUGAACAUUUUGAGUAUUUUUAGAAUUGGCCUCUUUCUCUCUGUUCUGUCUCUUUUUUUUUUCUUGCCCAGAAUUAAAUUCAAGAGGAUAUUUUAGCAGCUUUCCUUUGCACAAAAGAAAUUGUAGGGGCAAAUAUAGCUCUCAGUGCUGCUGAGGUGAGGCACUGUAUCCAGAGAAACAUUGUUCUUUUUGACGCAUAGGGCAGUUUUUCUCUGAAAGGUAGCAACGUAUUCUAGCUCCACUCACAGCCAUGUGGAUUGAAGGGCAGCUUUUAUUAGGACAGCAAUAUAGUCAGCCCAACUCAGCCAUCCAUCAUACAGAAUAAAGCACGCCUCAAAUCGACACUGUUGGUCUGCUGCUUCACUGUCUCUCCUGAAUAUUACUACUGAUGUGGCCUGCACUGGCCUGAAGAGGGCAAUGUCUGCAAAUACUCCAGCCCAUAGUUUAUUUGAUUGUAGCACAAACUGCGUAGGGUUUUUUUUUUUUUCAUAAUUUUUAUGAUUAAAGCUACAGCCUUUUAUUAACUCUUCAAAAUGUCUUAGAAACACCUGAAAGUAUUUGUAACCUUUUCUAAAAGUAAUGUCAAUGCUGAUGUGUAAUAAUCACAGUUAGUAACUUUAUUCCAUAUUCUGAAACGUGAUUAUACUGAAAUCUUCUAUAUUGCAACGUGUGUCUUGAACAGAUGUAUAAGCAAUGACACAGAUAUAGAGGCUAGAGACAAAAAAAAUGUGCAAAGGUUUUCCUUUAAGCAUACAAAAAUUUCCUCUCCCAUACCAGGCCUUUAUAUUUGUAACCUUUAACCAUUUUAUAAGGAUAACUGAAGAUGAAGAUGAUAUAUGUUAUGUAUACAGUUAAAAUGUUAUAAAAUGUGUUUCCCUUUUUACAAAAUUACA